UAUAGCAUGGCUUCCAUACUCCGCCAGAUAGUCGCUGGACCUCGCGCACCCCAUCCCGAAGCCAACUUAGACCUGUGCUAUGUCACCGACAAGAUCAUCGCCACCUCGGGCCCGUCCGCGACAUAUCCUCAGUUGGCUUAUCGCAAUCCGCUGAAGGAGCUCGUCAAGUUUCUCGACUCCAAGCAUGCCGACCAGUGGGCCAUCUGGGAGUUUCGAGCUGAGGGCACGGGAUAUCCGGAUUCAGAGGUGUACGGAAGAGUGCGACACUAUCCAUGGCCCGAUCACCAUCCGCCUCCCUUCAACUUGAUCCCCUUGAUCAUGGCGUCCAUGCGCAACUGGCUGAAAGAGAAGGAUGCUCCCGCGAAUCGGGUGGUGGUGGUGCAUUGCAAGGCUGGCAAGGGCAGAAGUGGCACCGUGGCUUGCUCCUACUUGAUCAGCGAGGAGGGAUGGACCCCUCAAGAUGCCAUGCAACGCUUUACGGAGCGCCGCAUGCGUCCCGGCUUUGGAGUUGGAAUCAGCAUACCCAGCCAGCAGCGAUGGAUCAGCUAUGUCGAUCGAUGGUCCAAGGGCGGCAAAGUCUACGUCGAGCGGCCGGUCGAGAUCACGGAAGUACACGUGUGGGGUCUACGAGACGGCGUCAAGGUGGCCGUCGAGGGUUAUGUCGACGAGGGCAAGGUCAUCCACAAAUUCCAUACCUUUCAGAAUAGCGAGAGGCAGAGAGUAGGCGGUGCCUCUCGCUUUGGAUUCGUGGGCUCAAAGCGGCCGGAGAAGGAGGCCACACUUGCUCAGUCCGCCGACGGCUCCGAGGCGGUAGUCCCGUCGCAAGUAGACGAUGAUUCUCUCGACAGCGAUGUCAUCUUCCGACCGUCCGAGCGGAUCCUGUUACCGUCCAGCGAUGUCAACAUUGACUUUGAGCGCCGCAACAAGACUCGCUACGGUGGCUUCACAAUGGUGACAUCAGUGGCUCACGUUUGGUUUAACACGUUCUUCGAAGGCCAGGGACCGGAAAACAACGGCAUCCCCGAAAAUUCAGGAGUGUUCAACAUCGAGUGGGACGCGAUGGACGGCAUCAAGGGCAGCAGUCGCAAGGGCACACGGGCCUUCGAUAGGAUUGCGGUCGUAUGGAAGGCGACCCCUUCGAGCCGGAUGCCUAGUGUUGCGAUCAAUGAGCCCGCGCCGGACGAAGAAGUCCAGCAGGCUGCCCCGGCGGAUUGGAGAGGGAAUGAAAGCACUGCAGGCAAGGUGCAGAGGAAGCUGGGGUUGCGGGAAGAAGACCUCGAAAGUCAAGCAGUCAGUCGGGCGAGCAGUAUGAAAUCC
Messenger RNA from Neohortaea acidophila, 1317 nucleotides. RefSeq names its product protein-tyrosine phosphatase-like protein. The record is from RefSeq and is a predicted model, not a curated record. Lineage: Eukaryota; Fungi; Ascomycota; Dothideomycetes; Mycosphaerellales; Teratosphaeriaceae. The annotation marks the transcript as partial. Gene Ontology annotation, biological process: phosphatidylinositol dephosphorylation; phosphatidylinositol 3-kinase/protein kinase B signal transduction; negative regulation of cell population proliferation. Gene Ontology annotation, cellular component: cytosol; nucleus; cell projection. Gene Ontology annotation, molecular function: protein tyrosine/serine/threonine phosphatase activity; protein tyrosine phosphatase activity; phosphatidylinositol-3,4,5-trisphosphate 3-phosphatase activity. The transcript has a single exon.